Fragaria vesca subsp. vesca is the source of this 793-nucleotide messenger RNA. RefSeq lists its product as uncharacterized. NCBI's taxonomy places the organism in Eukaryota, Viridiplantae, Streptophyta, Magnoliopsida, Rosales, Rosaceae. The record is from RefSeq and is a predicted model, not a curated record. Bases 185 to 793 code for a protein of 202 amino acids. The transcript has 2 exons.
UCUCGUUCGCUCUCUCUGAUCUCGUUUGCUCUCUCUGAUCUCUCUCGCUCUCUCUGAUCUCGUUCGCUCCCUCGGCCGCGCAACCCUCGGCCGUGCAAUUCCGAUCCUCCAUCUAUUGAUUCCGCAUCUGAGCUAUUAUGCUAAGAAGAGGGGAGCUCCGGGGCCGAGAGAGAAGAAACUGAAGAUGGAUCCUUCAAUCUCUAAUAGGAGAAUCUCUAAAGUGAAAAGAAUCUCAAAGGUCUCGUGUCGGCAAAUAAAGCAAAUAACUGCUGCAAGGCUGAAAUCUACUCUGUCCACUCACAAUGUGACCAAAAGCAAAGAGAAUGUUGAAAUUGCUUUUGCUGCACCUGAUCAUGGUCAGGUAGAGCUCGCCAGUACAGUCAAACCCUCCACUCCUGUCUUUAGUGUUCCACUAUCACCAAAACAGGGUCUUCAUGCUGCAAGGAUCAAGCUUUCCUUUGCGGACGCUAUUGUCAAAGGUAAUAAUGCACAGAGCUUCCAACAACAAAAGGCAAUCUUUGAGCGGGAGCAGUUCGAAGAGAUUGCAAGGCUUGAAGCCAUAGUGACAGAAGGAGAUAGAGAAGAAGCUCGUGUUGCCCUUGAAAAGGUGGAGAGGAGGACUUGUGUGUUUGAGGACAACCUUUAUAUCCUUCAGGAACUUAAAAAGUUAUCCAAUUAUUAUGGUAGCUCUUGGGGACCACACUUCCGAUCACCCCUGGAGCGACUUGGUUUAUAUUUCAAGGAUGACUAUACAAUAGAGGUUGAUGAAUUGGAGGAAGGGGAGAUUGUGUGA